Molecule: messenger RNA, 2558 nt
Organism: Capra hircus (goat)
Lineage: Eukaryota; Metazoa; Chordata; Mammalia; Artiodactyla; Bovidae
Gene: TSEN2
Product: tRNA splicing endonuclease subunit 2
Exons: 12
Coding region: 519-1889 (456 amino acids)
Biological process (GO): tRNA-type intron splice site recognition and cleavage; tRNA splicing, via endonucleolytic cleavage and ligation
Cellular component (GO): tRNA-intron endonuclease complex
Molecular function (GO): tRNA-intron lyase activity; nucleic acid binding
Source: RefSeq, a predicted model, not a curated record
UCCGCGGGAGGAGGCCUCGCCUUUUCAGAAAGCUCUCCGGGGCUAGAGUAGAAGCGGUUCAGGGACGUUCCUCCGGGCGCACAGCCACGCGGAACUGGGCCGGGACGCAGGGCCCGGCUUCUAGUUCUGCCGGAAUAUUAGCCCCCUUUCCCCUCCUCCGUGUAUCUGCAACUCUCUCUUUUCUAUGCUUUUUGUGGAAACACUGACCCCGCGGGGCAGAGUGCCGCGGGCAGAGUAAGGCGAGGUGCAUCUGAUAACAGACCGUGCCCUAGGGGAGCCUUCUUUGGUCGCUAGUAGGGUUGCUGGGCGCCGCUGUAGGAGACCGGCAAAGGGACAGGUUAUGACACGGAGUUGGGAGAGUCUGUUGAGCCCUUGACUUUUUUUUUUUUUUUUUGCUCAUUAGUUGCAGCUGCAGCUUUUCGCCUGGCUCGCACAUCACAUGGGAAGCCCAGUACCAGGCUCGAUCGCACAAUCACCCAUCAGUCUUCAAAGUUCUGAAGGAACAGUCACUUGGGAAGAUGGCGGAGGCAGUGUUCCAUCCCCCAAAGAGGAAGAGAAGAGUGCACGACAGCUAUGAGUCUCCCCUGCCCAUCCCUUGUGGUCAGGACUGUGGUCCUGAGAAGGACUUCCGAAUCUUCCGGGCUGAGAUGAUAAACAGCCACGUGAUCGUGAGGGGCCUGGAAGACAUGGAGCAGCUCUACGGGAAGGGUUAUUUUGGAAAAGGCAUCCUGUCCAGAAGCCGACCAAACUUCACAAUCUCAGAUCCUAAGCUGGUUGCUAAAUGGAAAGAUAUGAAGCUAGACCUGCCGGUAAUCACAUCAAAGAAGUAUCAGCGUAGCGUGGAGUGGGCCUCAGAGCUCCUGCGAAGACAAGGCCGGGACGAGAGCACGGUGCGCAGCAUCCUCGAGGGCUACACGAAGCCCCUUGAGCAUCCUCGUCUGAAAACGACGGAAGAGGUUGCUUUGGGCGAUGAGCCCAACUCCGAGGUGGUUUCCAAAUCAGAAGGCAGAGCAGACAGAGAGAAACUCUCUGCCGUGAAUGGGGUCGAGGGCAAGCCGUGUGAUCUGGAGGAUUCCAGUGAGCGAUCAGACGGCCUGCAGGAGGGCCUCGGGCCUGAGCCCCGAACCCCAGAUGGCUCAGGUGAAGAUGUGGCCGAGGUCCCCGCCCCUCUGCCCUACGGCCACUGGGACGCUCUCCUGCUGCCAUCUGGCGGUCAGCCUGGGGACAGCAGCCGGCGAGCCGGAGAGAGGGGGCCUGAGCACGUGCUGGUGGAGGAAGCUGUGUGUGCUGGGAGCGAAAGCGAAGCGGUCCAAGCAGAGGACGUAUUGCCACAGAAGAGACUGGUAUGUAGAAGAAAUCCGUUCAGGAUCUUUGAGUAUCUGCAGCUCAGCCUAGAAGAGGCCUUCUUCCUGGUCUAUGCUCUGGGAUGUCUGAGUAUUUACUAUGAAAAGGAGCCUCUAACGAUCAUGAAGCUCUGGAACGCUUUCACCACAGUUCAGCCCACAUUCAGGACGACCUACAUGGCAUACCAUCACUUCCGCAGCAAGGGCUGGGUGCCCAAGCCCGGACUUAAGUACGGAACAGAUUUGCUGCUGUAUCGAAAAGGCCCUCCGUUUUACCAUGCAAGUUACUCCGUCAUCGUGGAGCUGGUGGACGACCAUUUCCAGGGUGCUCCUCGCAGACCUCUCAGCUGGAGAUCCCUGGCUGCCUUGAGCAGAGUUUCAGUCAGUGUCUCCAAGGAACUUAUGCUGUGCUAUUUGAUCAAACCCUCCACCAUGACCGACAAGGACAUGGAGUCACCCGAAUGUAUGAAACAAAUUAAAGUUCAAGAGGUGAUUCUCAGCCGUUGGGUCUCUUCACGGGAGAGGAGUGACCAGGAUGAACUUUAACAAUUCAGCCUCAGGUUUCUAGUCUCUCCAGCAGAUACCACUGAGCUUCCUGCAUAAACCACAUUCAGGCGAGGUAAAAAGUCCUUUCAUGGUGAUCGCCCCUCAAUGUAAAAGUUGUAAAGGGCAUGGUGCUUCCAGCACCAGAAAGUGUUAAUAUUUUAAAAGUUAAAAUUCAUGGAGGAAAUCAGCCCUGUGCAGGGACCACAGGUUCUGUCCUUGGAUUGCUCACUCACCGACCCCCAGCCUCUCGCCCUGGCGCCUCAGCGGUUCUGGGAGCCGGACUCUCCAGCAGCAGGGAACUUCUGUUAGUCUCUGAUUUUACCUGAAACGGUGGUUUCACUGCAGGCGAUUCAGCCCUGUGCACCUGCCUCUUGAAACCCACGUCGAGUCUGUCCUGGAGGAGGGUGCUCUGUCCACAGGUCUCAGCUCUCUAGGAACUUCAGCCAGUUACCCCAACACGGAAAACUCCAUGUACUGUCUCCCAAGGACUGCUGUGUCGUAAGAAGCAUUUUAAGACAAGUUACCUCAGUUACCUCAGUUAUUUCUCAGUGACCUCAUCGGCGGGCGUGUUGUGUAGAGCACACAGCAGUAUGGUGCGGGCUAGAUGAGGGUUGUAUAUUGCUUCACCGAACUUGUUACGAAAUAAAAAUAUGUGGUGAGAAAAAUGAA